GAAAAAACUAGUGGAAGCAUAUUAUAAAGAAGGGACAUGGUUCCAUGGUGGAUCAACUCCAACGUUUGAUGAGUACAUGAAGGUGGCACUUAAGUCAUCCGGCUAUUUUAUGGCGGCAACAGCUUCUUUGGUAGGCAUGCCAGAAGAUUUUGUAGCUAGUAAUGCCUUUGAUUGGUUGGAAACUCAUGACCCCUUAAUUGUUCAAGCUUCUGCAAUCAUUGCAAGAUUAAAGGAUGACAUAGCUGGACAUAAGUUUGAGCAGGAAAGAGGGCACAUGGAUUCGGCUGUAGAAUGCUACAUGAAACAAUAUGGGAAGUUAGAAGAAGAGGCGGUGAAAGAGCUUGAAGAAGUAGUAGCCAAUGCAUGGAAAGAUAUCAAUCAAGAAUGCCUUAAACCAACUGCUAUUUAUCCAUUGCCUAUACUCAUUCGAGUUGUCAAUCUCGCAAGGGUUAUUGAAUUGC
Molecule: messenger RNA, 461 nt
Organism: Cuscuta epithymum
Lineage: Eukaryota; Viridiplantae; Streptophyta; Magnoliopsida; Solanales; Convolvulaceae
Source: the annotation of a GenBank genome assembly